AUGAUACCUUCAGACAAUGAGGAAUAAUUUUCUCCAUAUUCUCAGUUGAAUAUUAUAUUUAUAUUAAAGACAUAAACUUAAGAGUAACUAGAUUGAUGAAAAACCAAAAGAUUUAUCAAAAAAAUAUGCUGUUAUCGAUCAAUCAAAGAGAGUUUUAUUGUUAAAACGAAUUUUAUCAAGAGAAGCUACAAUCAAAGAAGCAGCUAAAGAGUUCGGUGUCAAUUUUAGCACAGCAAAAGCAAUUUUAACAACAUAUAGAAAAGAAGGUCGAAUAGGGAAGAAGAAGACUAGAGAGAAACAAAGAAAAGAAAAAGAAGGGAAAUAAUAUAGUUUUAGUAAUGAGAGAAAGGUUUAAUCCAUGUAUGAUUUGGAAAGAGAUGAAUAAUAAAAAAAAAGAAGUUUUUCUCCUGAUUUAAAAGUAUACAUUUACUAUUUAUAAAUCUCUAGACAACUGAUUAACAUAUAACAAAUAGUUUAUUACAUUAGCAUUAAUUAUUGAUAACAAAAACUACUAAAAAUCUUAUAUCUACUUAAAGUUUAGAAGAAAAGAAUGCUUAUAUAUAACUUACAAAUUGUUAAAGGGAAUUAGAAAAAUAAAAAUUAGUUAAUUUAUAAUUACUCAUGAUCAUUUCUGUAACAUAAUUGUUAUUAAUCAAUAGUCUCUUUAAUAGAAGAUAUAAUCUAUAUAAAUGCCACUAAUUAAAGAAGAACUAAAUUGA
Molecule: messenger RNA, 719 nt
Organism: Paramecium pentaurelia
Lineage: Eukaryota; Ciliophora; Oligohymenophorea; Peniculida; Parameciidae
Source: the annotation of a GenBank genome assembly